Bursaphelenchus xylophilus (pine wood nematode) is the source of this 671-nucleotide messenger RNA. Lineage: Eukaryota; Metazoa; Nematoda; Chromadorea; Rhabditida; Aphelenchoididae. The record is from the annotation of a GenBank genome assembly.
AUGUUUAAUCGUUUUUCAUGUUCAUCUGGAUCUCGUGAUUCCUCAGGCACUUCUUACAGAUCAUUUUGUAUUCAUGUUCGGAAUGUGAUUGCUAUUGUAUGUGGAUUAGAGUUGGUUCUAAUACUGUAUCUAUUUUUGUACAGUAAGUUCUUCCUUGAUGAUAAGUUGACGAUGCAGAAUUCGAUGAAACGGUUGGAACAUGUCGAAGUGACAAACAUAUUCUGUUGAAAAACCCGGGAGUUGACAACUGCGCAUCUACACUUCUUUUGUCGUUUACAAUAUUCCAUGGAAUAUGUGAUGCUCUUAGUCUAGUAGGUAAAAACAAAAAUAAUAAAACUGGUGGUCAGAUGUCAAUUAUUGUCGAGAAAAACAAAUUGGUUCUACCUCUGUUGAUAGUUCUGGUGUUGAACAUCUUGGUAUCAGGGUUAUUUUUGCUGAUUUCCUUCAUUACAUACAUCUCUACACCCGUUCCUUAUAGUAGGGUAAGUCAACCAUUCGUUGGUAUUACCUUUUAGAGUUUCGUAAUUUUUGUUACUAGUCAAGGAUUAUUUCGAGUUUACGAAUUCCUUUGUGCCCGGCGGCUAUAUUGGUAUUAUAAAUGGGCAUCCGAUCAGAGAAGUGCUCCCCAAUGUUCUCUACUACGGGAAGAGGAAUCAAGUUUUCAAUUUUGA